GGGGAGGCCGAAGCCAUGGAUCCCGGGCAACAGCCGCCGCCUCAGCCGGCUCCCCAGGGCCAAGGGCAGCCGCCCGCACAGCCCCCCCAGGGGCAAGGCCCGCCGUCCGGGCCGGGGCAGCCGGCACCCCAAGCGUCCCAGGCGGCGCCCCAGGCCCCCCCCGCCGGGCACCAGAUCGUGCACGUCCGGGGGGACUCGGAGACCGACCUGGAGGCGCUCUUCAACGCCGUCAUGAACCCCAAGACGGCCAACGUGCCCCAGACCGUGCCCAUGAGGCUCCGGAAGCUGCCCGACUCCUUCUUCAAGCCGCCGGAGCCCAAAUCCCACUCCCGACAGGCCAGUACUGAUGCAGGCACUGCAGGAGCCCUGACACCACAGCAUGUUCGAGCUCAUUCCUCUCCAGCUUCCCUGCAGCUGGGAGCCGUUUCUCCUGGGACACUGACCCCCACUGGAGUAGUCUCUGGCCCAGCAGCUACACCCACAACUCAACAACAUCUUCAACAGUCAUCUUUUGAGAUACCUGACGAUGUUCCUCUGCCAGCAGGCUGGGAGAUGGCAAAGACGUCUUCUGGUCAGAGAUACUUCUUAAAUCACAUCGAUCAGACAACAACAUGGCAGGACCCAAGGAAGGCCAUGCUCUCUCAGAUGAAUGUUACAGCCCCCACUAGUCCACCCGUGCAACAGAAUAUGAUGAACUCGGCCUCAGGUCCUCUUCCUGAUGGAUGGGAACAAGCCAUGACUCAGGAUGGAGAAAUUUACUAUAUAAACCAUAAGAACAAGACCACCUCUUGGCUAGACCCAAGGCUUGACCCUCGUUUUGGUAAAGCCAUGAAUCAGAGAAUCAGUCAGAGUGCUCCAGUGAAACAGCCACCACCCCUUGCUCCUCAGAGCCCACAAGGGGGUGUCAUGGGAGGUGGCAGUUCCAACCAGCAGCAACAGAUGAGGCUGCAACAAUUGCAAAUGGAGAAAGAGAGACUGCGACUGAAACACCAAGAACUGCUCCGGCAGGUGAGGCCACAGGCAAUGCGGAAUAUCAAUCCCAGCACAGCAAAUUCUCCAAAAUGUCAGGAAUUAGCUCUCCGUAGCCAGUUACCAACACUGGAGCAGGAUGGUGGCACUCAAAAUCCAGUAUCUUCUCCUGGGAUGUCUCAGGAAUUGAGAACAAUGACAACCAAUAGCUCAGAUCCCUUUCUUAACAGUGGUACCUAUCACUCUCGAGAUGAGAGUACAGACAGUGGACUGAGCAUGAGCAGCUACAGUGUCCCUCGAACCCCAGAUGACUUCUUGAACAGUGUUGAUGAAAUGGAUACAGGUGAUACCAUAAACCAAAGCUCCCUGCCCUCACAGCAGAACCGUUUCCCAGACUACCUUGAAGCCAUUCCUGGGACAAAUGUGGACCUUGGAACACUGGAAGGAGAUGGAAUGAACAUAGAAGGAGAGGAGUUGAUGCCAAGUCUGCAGGAAGCUUUGAGCUCUGACAUCCUUAAUGAUAUGGAGUCUGUUUUGGCUGCCACCAAGCUAGAUAAAGAAAGCUUUCUUACAUGGUUAUAGAGCCCUCAGGUAGACUGAAUUCUAAAUCUGUGAAGGAUCUAAGGAGAUAAGACAUAAUACCUGAUAUUUCCAAAUAAGCCGGUCACAGUUUUCUGGCCAAUACAGAAACAGAUGAACAAACGUCCAGCAAGAUUCUUUCAUCCACUCUUCUGCUCUUCCUUGUCCAUUGCUGCUGUUAAUAUAUUGCUGACCUCUCUCACAGUUGGCUCUAAAGAAUCAAAAAGCAAAAAACAAAACUGUUUUAUUUCUUUCGCUAUUAUAACUACUGUUCAUUUGGGGGCUGGGGGAAGUGAGCCUGUUUGGAUGAUGGAUGCCAUUCCUUUUGCCCAGUUAGACAUUCACCAGUCAUUUUAACUAAGUACUCAGACUUGGAAGUCAAAUGCUUCAUGUCACAGCAUUUAAUUUGUUCAAGCAAUUGUUUCUUCAGCUGCCUUUGGCCAGUGGGAAAACAUGACUUACUGGUCUGACAAGCCAAAAAUGUUGUAUCUAAUAUUGAAUGAUUAAUGCUGAUUUGAAGAGAUAGCUGAAACUAAGGCUGAAGACUGUUUUACUUUCAGUGUUUUUUUUUCCUCCUAGUGCUAUCAUUCGUCACAUAGUGACCUUGAUUUUAUUUUAGGAGCUUAUAAGGCAUGAGACAAUUUCCAUAGAAAUAUAUUAAUUAUUGCCACAUACUCUAGUAUAGGUUUUGGUGGAUAUUUUAUGGUUUUUUGUUUGUUUGUUUUUGUUUUUGUUGGAACCUAGGCAAAUUACCAUAUUAGUGAAUCUGUUUAUAGGUAUAGCUUGGAGCGAUUAUUGUAGUUCUUUUUGGUAAAAUCUACAUUUCCUAGUUUUUUACCAUAUUAUUUAAAUCUUGAUUAUUCGCUCUCUAUACACACACACACUUAAAAUGUUUAUAAUAGUGUGAUAGCAGAAUGUAUCUUUGUUUUUAGGUUUCUCUACUUUCCAGUUUAUUUUUAAAAUGGUAGCUUUGAAUGUAUGCAUUUAGAGUACAUGGCUAGUAGUUUAUAUUCACAGAUAGUUUAAACUUGAUUGGGGUAACCUACAGAUGUUUGAGGUAGUUUAGUAUUCUAGGAAGGGCUGUUAACAUGGAUAGUGCCUAGAGGGGUACUGUGUGCCCUCUGAACACACAACAAGUAGUAUCUGAUGGAUUAGAAAGGAGCAAACAAGAAAAGGCUUUAUUUUCCCUCUUAGACUUCCCUGGACGAAUCUUGAGUCUUGAUGGGAAAUCACUGAGUAGGUUUAUCAUGUACACAACAGAAGUAAGCUUUAUAAUGGUUUGCUUUCUUUAGCUUUGGAAGUUUAUUUCUCCCUAUUCUUGAAAGUCAAUUCUAGUACUUUGGUUUCAUUUGCAAUGAACACAUUAAAGACUAGAUUGAAAUAUUACCUGCAAAAUUGUUGGUGUAAGACUUGCUCCUACUUCCAUAUGCUGAAAAUUGACCCUGGGUAGUAUAUAGAAUGCCAUAAGGUAUGAGUUAGCUGGUAAAGUGAUCAGACUGAAAAAUGUACAUUGGUAGUUGAAAUUAGCAAAGAAAUAGAGAUAAUCAUGAUUAUACCUUUAUUUUUACAGGAAGAGAUAUAAUUAGAGUUUGUGUCUACAGUAGUAAUAAUGGUUUCCAAAGAGUAUUUUUAAAGGAACAAAAUGAGCAUGAAUUAACUCUUCAGUAUAAGCUAUGAAGUAAUAGUUGGUUAUGAAUUAUAGUGGCACCAGCUAGCACCCCUGUGAUUUAAGGGUCUUUCAAUGUUUCCAGAGUAAGCCCUUAUUUUCAAGGGUUUAUAACAGACAUAAAAUCCCUUUUCCUGGCUAAAGCUGCUAUGAAAAGCCUCAGCCUGGGAAGAUAGAUUUUUCUUUUCAAUUAUUACAUCUAAAUAUUUUGGCCCUUCGAUUUGGAGGAGUACAAAAAUGGAAGUAAAUUUUAUUUUAAGUACUUUCAGUGCUGAAAAAAAUGCAAUCACUGUGUUGUAUAUAAUGAUUCAUAGGUCGAUCAUUCAAAAAAUUGACUCUAAGGCUUUUAUUAAGAAAACAGCAGAAAGAUUAUAUCUUGAAUAAGUCUGGGGGGAAAUGGCCACUGUAUAGAUGCAUUGAGUUUUAGAGCAAUAAUGAAAUUCUGCCUAAAAUGCAAAAUUGAGUAUAUGAAUGAUACAGUAUGUUGUUUUUAAUGUGCAGAAGAUCAAAGCUACUUAGAAGGAGUGCCUACAAUUUGCCAGUAAGCCACAAAUUAAGAUCCUAUCUUAUAUAUCAGCAAAAUAGCUUUAGCUUAGGGGGAGGGUGGGAGUGGGUUGUAAAGAUUUAGUGGGACCUUGAUAGAGAACUUGAUAAACUUCUUUCUCUUCCAUAAAGACUUGUCUCGCAUCUUGCUAUCAUUGAAGGCAGUUUCUAAAAUUUUAGUCACUUAAGUAUACCUAUGAACAAGAAUAUGCAGAUUUCAUUUCCCCUUGACUUUAAUUUUCCCAGUUAUACCUCAAUGUUGUAGCAACACUGUGGUACCUGACACAGUGCCUUGAUGUUAUCAUACCUUAUGUACUGACCUUAACGAGACCUAAGAGUCCUUUCUCUUUUUGAGUUUGAAUCACAGCCUUGAUGUGGUCUUUCUUGUUUUAUGUCGUUCCUCAUGUAAAAGUGUUUAACUGCUUCUUGGUUGUAUUGGAUAGCAUUGUAAUGAGAUUUUAACUGGGUAUUCUUGAAUUGCUUUUACAAUAAACCAAUUUUAUAAUCUUUAA
This is a messenger RNA of Lepus europaeus (European hare), 4269 nucleotides long. It is a transcript of the gene YAP1, whose product is annotated as Yes1 associated transcriptional regulator. The coding region runs from base 16 to 1551 and encodes 511 amino acids. Gene Ontology annotation, biological process: hippo signaling; positive regulation of transcription by RNA polymerase II. NCBI's taxonomy places the organism in Eukaryota, Metazoa, Chordata, Mammalia, Lagomorpha, Leporidae. The record is from RefSeq and is a predicted model, not a curated record. The transcript has 9 exons. Gene Ontology annotation, molecular function: transcription corepressor activity; transcription coactivator activity; protein binding. Gene Ontology annotation, cellular component: cytoplasm; nucleus.